UCUUGAUUACAAAAUCCAGAUCGCUGAUACCCAGAUUACAAGUUUUUAAAAAUUGGCCUCUGGAAACUGAAUCCUUUUACCCCUUGUGGUCUCUCAAUGGCUAAAAAAUGUAAACUGGCUGAAAGUCUUUCCCUUUAAGAAGUUAUUGUUUUACUGAUUGUGAUAAGAUUUUUACAUGGCAUACAGUAGUAUUGAUGUGGCCAGCUGUUCAAAUUUUAGUGAUAUGAAGCUUGCUGUACAGCUGUUUGCAUUGUGCUGUUUGUUUGAGCAGAGGAUUUCAAUCUCCAGUUCUGUGAAUCUUAAAAAAAAAAAAAAAAAAAAAAAAAAAAAAAGCGCGUCACCAUGAACCUGAGUUGGGUUCAUCUGGUUAAGUGUCUGUCAUAGAGUAGGACACCUAGUGUAUGCUUGAUUUUAAGCUUGGAACAUUUCAGAGCCAAAACCUUGUGGUGUUUGUAAAUUUUACAUUUCUGUAGGCUAUUGAAAUCUGGUUUAAAAAGAGGGAACACUUGAUUAUCUGGUCCAUUGGAUAAAGUAAACCCCCGCCUCUCCAAUAUGAAGCUGUUUAAGUUCAUUUCUGAGCUUGGUAUCCCAAUUGGCAAUCUGGGAACGUUGCAGGCUGGCCUCGAUCCUUCCCUGGCAGCUUUGGGAGGAAUCUCGUCACAACCCCCUUUGAUGGGAAAUGUGGAUCCCUCCAAAAUUGAUGAGAUCAGAAGAACUGUUUAUGUUGGCAACUUGAAUUCACAGACAGCGACAGCCGAGCAGUUACUGGAGUACUUCAAGCAAGUUGGAGAUGUGAAAUUUGUAAGAAUGGCUGGGGAUGAGACUCAGCCCACUCGCUUUGCCUUUGUGGAAUUCGCUGAUCAAGAGUCUGUGCCAAGAGCUCUGACCUUCAAUGGAGUCGUGUUUGGAGACAGACCCUUGAAAAUCAAUCACUCUAACAAUGCUAUUGUAAAACCUCCUGAGAUGACUGCACAGGCUGCUGCUAAGGAACUAGAGGAUGUGAUGAAGAGAGUGAGGGAAGCGCAGUCAUGUAUCUCUGCAGCUAUUGAGCCAGUCGAGUCUGGGAAAAACAGUACCACUAGCAGCAAAAAGGCUGGAAGAUCUCGAUCUUGCUCACAAUCCAAAAGGAAGCGGUCUCGCUCCAGACACAGGAGUAGAUCCCGUAAAAGAUCUCGGUCAAAACCGAGAGAGGCACGUAGCACCCAAAGUUCCCAGAAAAAACGCUCGCGAUCGAAAGAUAGAAAGCGCACCAGAAGCCGAUCCAGGUCUAGCAGAGAUAAAACAAGAGAGAAGGACAGCAAAUCAAGAAGUAAAGAGGAGUACUCAAGAGAGAAAGACGAGAGGAAACAGAAAGAAAAGAAAGGGAAAUCUCCACCAAAGAGCUACAGUUCAUCCCGAAGAUCUCGAAGCACCAGCAGAAGCCGCAGAAAGAGGAGCAGGAGUAGGUCCAAAUCUCCAAGGCAAAGAACUCCCAAAAGAAAAUUGAAGUCUCCUUCUCCAAGGAGAAUUAAAAAGGAGAAGAGGAAGGAGAAAGUCAGGGAACGCAGCAGAGAAAGGAAUGAAAGGGAAAGAUCACCCUCCAGGAAGAGGAGCAGCAAGGACAAAGAAAAACUGGAAAGAAGCACCCCGGUCAAGGUGGGAAGAGAAUCUGAUAAAGAAGAGAAAGAGUAUGAAAGUGACAAGGACAGCAUUCAUACCAACCGUCUAGAUCACAUAAAGGGUCGACAGAAUGGCAACUACAAUAAUCAUGAGGAAGGUCUCUCGGUCCAAACAGAGGUGUCUGAGUGAAUCAAUAAUCACACCAAGAUUGUGGAUCAGCUAGAAAAAAGAAUUGUCAACUAAAACUGAAGUGAACCAAGCAGCCUGCCAAACGGGGAGGGGGAAAUCCAGGAAUAUUCAAAGAAGUGUUGGAAUGUAAACUAGAAAGUUACAUUGUUAGAUACCAGCUGGUCAAAUGUGGUUUUUUUUCUUUUUUUUCGUAUUUUGUAAAUUUCUAAAUAAUGACAUGUUCAUCCAUUAUUUUAUUAUUUUUAUUUUCCUUUGUGCACAUUUUACUUUUGUGAAUCAAUGUAUCAUAUGAUAUUCAUAUGAAGGAUGUGCAGAAACACACAAACACACACACAGCUUUCUUGGUAAUGUAUUAUCCAUGUGUAGUGCUCAAACUUAUUUCUUAAAAUAAUAGUUUUGUGCUGCUAAAUGUCUGCUAGAACAAUUUGUAUUGCCCACUUUUUUUUAAUUGCAACUUUUUUUUUUUUUAAAUGUAUAUAGUUAAGUUCUGCCAUGUAUAUUCCCACCAAAUGAUCUCGUAUUGCUCUUAUUUUUGCAUGCUUUUAGUUGGUUAGUUAUAAAUACUGUCUUUACUGGAUUUAUGGUUAUUUAAAACUGUCUAAACUGUGACAUUGUAUGGUUGACGGUUUCUUAUAACUAGCAGCUGCAGUCUUUGAAAUUUUCAGUAUAGACCGCUUUAUAUUAAUAUAAGAAAUACUUUGAGGAAAAAGCACUCCAAAUGUCAUGACACUUUCUGAACGGUUUCUUAUUUGUUUUUGUAGAACUGCAUGCCAAAAAUAACGUUACUUAUGAGGUGGUUUGGUGUGGAGAUUAGACUGUGUGCAUCGAAUAAUCCAAGUGAAAUUUCUUGCAUACAUACACAAAUGAAAAGUGCCUGGUCCCUCAUUGUAAACCUAUAACAGAUUUCAUCUUAUAAGGUGCAUUGUUUCUUGUGCUAAGAUACACAACUGGCAAUCAUAUAAAUCUGUAUUCAUAGGUAAUCAGUGAGUGUUGCUGCAGGUCAAACAGUAAAAUAGGGGUGCUAGAUGCAGUUUAACAGUUAUGUUUUUUAUAGAUGCAUAUUCUAAUAUGCGUGAUCUGCACAUUUUACAGCACAAGCUCUGAUUUUUCUUUGGAGCCUCUUUGGGGUAUAGUACUGUACUUUAUAAUCAAGUAGGGAAAAAGAGACCUCCAGCUUCUAUCAAGUUUACCAAUAAAUCAUACCAAGCCCAAAUCAUGGCUGGUAUUUACAUUGAGACACAAAUUGAAAAGUGUCAGUACCGGGUAAAAGCACAGCUAUGUGCUGUGCAGAGUCAUACAGUCGGGAGUGCAGGUUCAAGACCUGGAUAUACGAAGUCACUGGUCAUUGCUGGGGAAUCCCGAAGGGAAUGUUGUAUUGGCUGGCAGGUCUGUGGGUUGGGGAGGCAAAAGUAGCAGGGACAGUUUCUCAUUGUCCUACAGCGGAAAAUAAUUACCGGUGCAAAAUAAAUGUUUUUUGGGGG
Molecule: messenger RNA, 3269 nt
Organism: Polyodon spathula (Mississippi paddlefish)
Lineage: Eukaryota; Metazoa; Chordata; Actinopteri; Acipenseriformes; Polyodontidae
Product: splicing regulatory glutamine/lysine-rich protein 1-like
Exons: 10
Coding region: 553-1788 (411 amino acids)
Cellular component (GO): nucleoplasm
Molecular function (GO): RNA binding
Source: RefSeq, a predicted model, not a curated record